UAGACUUUUUCUUGUGAGACUUACAAUCCCACACCAGCAGAUAAGUGCGGCCGGCCGGCUCUCUUGAACGAAAGUGUUCUGCGAGAGCAAAAGAGGCGAAUCGUAAUUUCUUCACUGCCGUUAACAUAUCACAAUGGCAAGACGAUGGUAUGACGGAAUAGAGCUUGAGGAGCUUCAACGCAGCCACAAGGACUUCCAAUAUGUUCAUACCAAAAUGCACAAAACUAUUGGCCACGGUGACGUGCUGAAUUAUGAUAUUAGGAAGGUGUUUCGAAUCAACAAUAAAUAUACAUGGCCGAGAUACGUAAAGCGCAGGGCGCAAAUCUGCAGAGAUAUGGGAGGGCAAAGGGUUACGGAACGAAGACUUUUUCACGGGUCGCCAAAUGCAGAGACCAUUGCCAACGAAGGAUUUGACCGCGGAUUUGCAAAGUCGUCUGGAAUGUUUGGUGCUGGAGUCUACUUUGCGGAACAUUCGUCCAAGAGCAAUAACUACUCGUUUGGCUGCCUACAGCCUUGUCCCCGACACAGCACCGGCAAUUGCAGCUCGUGCGUGCGAAAAAUGCUAAUUUGCAAGGUGGCAAUUGGAAAACUGUAUGAAACAACAUUUUCAACGACAAGCUCGCUUCCCAAGGGUUAUCAUUCAGUUCGGGGCAACGCCGGCAUGCGCCUCGCUUUCCCCGAAUAUGUGAUUUAUAAUGACGAUCAGGUGUAUCCCAGCUACUUGAUUGAGUACACAGCAAACUAUAAAGAUGGCUGCUCUUUGAUGUGAGCAAAAAUAUUUUUAAAUUAAAAUGACGAUGCUAAAAUAUUUUCAAAAAUGUCAAAUUAGCUAUUCUAUGAAUCAAAAAGAUAAUUUUGUGAAGCGUAGAUUAAAUUGAUGUUAUUUAGUGCUUAUAACAAUCUGCUUAAUACAAGCAGUGCUUCUAUGUAAUAAUUAUAGAGUCAUAUUUUUACUUUUUUAAACAUAUAUUGGCUGCAUUACUAUUUUUCUACUGUAUUUUAUACAUUGUGAUUGCUGCAAAGUAACAAACAAUCAUUGAAAAAAUGUUUUGAACUGUUAAAUUUGAAUUUUCAUCCCAAAUUUUUACGGAGGUAAUAAUUGCAUCUUACAUUUGAAAAUGCAUCCAGUUUGUUGGCUAUUUUUGUUUAUAAAAUUCUCAAUAAAGAAAAGCAACUG
Messenger RNA from Neocloeon triangulifer, 1177 nucleotides. RefSeq names its product poly [ADP-ribose] polymerase tankyrase-2-like. The transcript has 5 exons. Gene Ontology annotation, molecular function: NAD+ poly-ADP-ribosyltransferase activity. Bases 134 to 769 code for a protein of 211 amino acids. Lineage: Eukaryota; Metazoa; Arthropoda; Insecta; Ephemeroptera; Baetidae. The record is from RefSeq and is a predicted model, not a curated record.